Molecule: messenger RNA, 3367 nt
Organism: Prorocentrum cordatum
Lineage: Eukaryota; Dinophyceae; Prorocentrales; Prorocentraceae
Source: the annotation of a GenBank genome assembly
UUUCUGUUCUCCUCCGUAGUCGUAUUGGCUCGAGCGCAUUUCGGUCCAGUUCUUUCCUUCGCGACGCACUGACCAGAGAACCAUGGGAGGCUCCCAGUCGAAGGGCUCCGCGGCGCCAGGUGGCGACCCUACGACCAUCAUGUACACGUACACGGACGAGGCCCCGAUGCUCGCCACGCACGCUUUCUUUCCAAUCGUGAAGGCAUUCUGCGGACACGCGGGCGUCGCCUUGGAGCUGAAGGACAUCUCGGUCGCAGGCCGCGUGCUUGCGCAGUUCCCUGACUGCCUCAAGGAGGACCAGAAGACGGCCGACACCCUGACCGAGCUCGGCCUCAUGGCCCAGAGUGGGAAGGCGAACAUCAUCAAGCUCCCGAACAUCAGCGCCUCCGUGCCGCAGCUGAAGGAGUGCAUCAAGGAGCUGCAGGACAAGGGGUUCGCCGUGCCCGACUACCCUGAAGAGCCCAAGGACGACCGCGAGAAGAGCAUCAAGGCCUCCUACGGCAAGGUCCUCGGGAGCGCGGUCAACCCGGUGCUGAGGGAGGGCAACUCCGACCGGCGUGCGGCGGUGCCGGUGAAGGAGUACGCGUUCCGAUACCCGCACUCCAUGGGCAAGUGGGAUGCAAGCUCGAAGACGGUCGUGCGGAGCAUGAAGGACGGCGACUUCUACUCGCACGAGCGCUCCGUCACCGUGGAGGCGCCCUGCACCGCGCGGAUCGAGCUGCGUGCCGACGAUGGCACGACCACCGUGUUGAAGGAGGAGCUGCCGCUCAAGGCCGGAGAUGUGGUAGACGGCACCUUCAUGGACUGCGAGGCGCUGUGCGCCUUCUACGAGCAGGCCAUCCAGGAGGCUCAGGCGUCCGGGGUGCUCUUCUCGCUGCACCUCAAGGCCACCAUGAUGAAGGUGUCCGACCCGAUCAUGUUUGGGCACUGCGUGAAGGUCUACUUCAAGGACGUGUUUGCGAAGCACAGCGGGACGUUCGCCAAGCUCGGCGUUGACGCCAACAACGGCCUGGGUGACGUGUACAAGAAAAUCGCGUCGUUGCCAGAGCCCGAACGCAAGGCCAUCGAGAACGACAUCAUGGCGACGUAUGCCAAGCGCGGGGACAUGGCCAUGGUGGACUCCCACAAGGGUAUCACGAACCUGCAUGUGCCCAGCGACGUCAUUAUUGACAAUUCUAUGCCGACGGCAAUCCGUGGCGGCGGGAAGAUGUGGAACAAGGACGACAAGGAACAGGACUUUGUGGCCGCUAUUCCCGAUCGAGGGUAUGCUGUGGUAUUCCACGAAGUGGUCGAAUUCUGCAAGAAGCACGGUGCUUUCGACCCCAAGACCAUGGGCGCCUGCCCCAAUGUGGGCCUCAUGGCACAGAAGGCAGAGGAAUACGGCUCGCACCCGUGCACCUUCGAGAUCAAGAAGCCAGGAACUGUCUGCAUCGUCGUCAACGGGGCCGAGCAGGUCCUGAUGGGACACAAAGUGGCCGCUGGCGAUAUUUACCGCUCAUGCCAGACGAAGGAUGCUCCCAUCAAGGAUUGGGUUAAGCUGGCGGUGAACCGGUGCCGCGCCAACAACUUCCCGAACAAUGACAAGCCGUGCAAGGCGAUCUUCUGGCUCGACCCGGCUCGCGCGCACGACGUGAUUUUGAUGGAGAAGGUCAAGAAGUAUUUGCCAGAGUUCAGUCCUGAGGGUUUGGACAUCGAGGUCAUGUCGCCGAUGCAGGCCACGCGCGUAACCUGCGAGCGCGCCAGGGACGGCCUGAACACCAUCACGGUGACUGGCAAUGUCCUCCGGGACUAUUUGACCGACCUCUUCCCCAUCCUGGAGCUCGGCACGUCCGCGAAGAUGCUCUCCAUUGUGCCCAUGCUCGCUGGCGGUGCCAUGUACGAGACCGGCGCUGGUGGUUCUGCGCCCAAGCACGUGCAGCAGUUUGUCAAGGAAGGCCACCUCCGCUGGGACUCCUUGGGCGAGUACCUGGCACUUUCGUGCGCGUUCACGGACCUCGGGGUCAACAAUCCCAAGGCCAAGGCCUUGGCCGACGCCCUCGACAAGGCCGUUGGCACCUUCCUGGUCGCGAACAAGAACCCCUCGCGGAAGGUGAAGGAGAUCGACAACCGCGGCAGCCACUAUUGGGUGGCGCGAUACUGGGCCGAGGAGCUGGCGAAGCAGACCGCGGACGCCGGUCUGGCGGAAACAUUCGCGAGUUUUGCUUCUGACCUGGCCAGCAGCGAGGAGAAGGUCCUCCAGGAGCUCAUCGACUGUCAGGGCAAGCCGAUGGACAUCGGCGGCUACUACAAGCUCGACAAGGCCAAGGCCGACGCGGCAAUGAAUCCCAGCACGACGCUCAACUCGAUCGUCGUCCGCAUGUCCCAGGGUCUCGACGCCAGGGUCUGAGCGGACUGCUGGGACGCUGAGGUAUCGUGCUGCGGGAAAGCACAGCUUCAAGCAUCGGGCUCAGUCUGCUGGCGAUGUCACCACGACGCGGGCGGGCUCUAAUGUAGCUGGCCCUGCCAGAGGCCUCGAAGGCUAAUUUUUGACCGCGGUGCCUGCAAUCAUUUUCCAAGAUCCGCGACCGUGGAACGACAUCUGAGCAGCUUCUCCGAGUUUUGGGUGGGCUCCUGUGAGGGGCCAGGUGCUGCUAGAUCUGCUGGAUGCCGCGUGGCUCGUGCGCCUCGGGCGUUCUUUCAAAAUCGGUCGAGGGGCCGAACUGUUUAGAUGAUAUCGGCUUGGUGCAUUUAGCUCCACCGACCUUCCAGCUCUGCCCCGCCGAGUUCGGCAGGACCAGUGGAGGGUGCGCGCGCGAACGAUCUGGCGUCGGGCGGGGGGUGUGCGCCGGCAGGUUCGCCGCGGUGUGGUGCCGACGGCUCGGCAGACGCGCUGGCCAGCGUUGGUGCCGACAGGCGCGGCUGUGGCUGCAUCUCUAGAGCCCCACAGGGGGCCCCUAGCAUUAGCACUGGCGCUGACACGAGCACCGACCGACCACAGGGUCGGAUCGGGCAGGAUCUCACGAGCGGCGAACGUGUCCAUCGGCCGUUGAAAGUAGGUAUUUUUUGGAUUCCCAGAUUCCAAUCGACUUCGAGCGCCUUUCCAUUUCAAUGAUCGAGUGGCCUCGCCCUUCCCGUCCUCCUUCGGGGGCGGACGGAACCCAAUCUUUUUCCGACGCCGUCCUGCUUCGUGCUUCCGUGUGCCUCUUUCUUGCGGCCGACGGCAUCCGUGCCCACGCGGCCUGGAUGCCGGGAGCGCGAUCUCGUGGGGUGCGCGGUCGCACGCACGCGCUCCGCGCAGGGAGCCCGCGAGGAGGGCGCCCCCUGCGGCCCACGGGGUCGCGGUCCGGGGGCCCCGGGUCCUCCCAGACGGCGCGGGCGCGAAAUCUAG